Molecule: messenger RNA, 612 nt
Organism: Nelumbo nucifera (sacred lotus)
Lineage: Eukaryota; Viridiplantae; Streptophyta; Magnoliopsida; Proteales; Nelumbonaceae
Source: RefSeq, a predicted model, not a curated record
UGUCAAAAAGCCCUCCUUAUCGUUGGUUGCGAGCCGUCCGCUACUUUCACCGCCGUCCGUCCGCUCUCGUUUCUUCCGUCCUGCAGCAGCGUCCAAUGGCUUCCUCUGUCAAUCGAUGGUUGAGGCCUGAGGUUUAUCCUUUGUUCGCCGCGGUUGGAGUUGCUGUAGGAAUUUGCGGAUUUCAGUUGGUGCGCAAUAUCUGCAUCAACCCUGAAGUCAGGGUUAGCAAGGAAACCAGAACUGCAGGAGUGUUGGAGAACUUUGCAGAAGGAGAGAAAUAUGCUGAGCACACUCUCAGGAAGUUUGUUCGCAACAGGACCCCUGAGAUCAUGCCUUCCAUUAACAAUUUCUUUACCAACCAAAAAUGAAGGCAGCCAAUUUAAUAAGUGAUUUUUACGUCUUGUAGAACUUUUAUUUUGAUCUAUUAUUGUGUUUGUGAUUGUCAUUGACAUUGAUAUCACUCUAUGGGUGUUAAUCAAAACUCAAACUGAACUGUUUUGAUAACAUUACCUAAAUGAGGAUGAUGCACGAAACUGAAUGAAUCAUCGUCAUUUGUUAAUAAAAUAAGAUGGAUACAGAUAUCGCCAUCUCCCUUAUUUUCUUCCCAGAGUA